AUGUGUGGGAUAUUCUCCGUGCAUUACUUAAAAGGCGAACCGAAACCGAACCGGGAACGGAUUUAUAAGCUGGCGAAACGCCUUCGCCACCGCGGGCCGGAUUCGUAUAAAAUCGACAAGUUCGAACACUCGGAAAACGAACAAACGUUUAUGGUGCACAAACGAUUGGCGAUUGUCGCGCCGGGCGAGAGCGGGGAACAACCGUUGUACACGGAUGGAGGGAAACAGACGUGUUUUAUCGCCAACGGGGAGAUUUAUAAUCACCAAAAGUUGAGAGAAACGUUUAACAUCGAGCAUCCGAACAAGUCGGAUUGUCAAGUCAUCGGCCACGUGUACGAGAAAUUCGGCGCGCUCGAGUUUUCGAAACAUUUGGACGGGAUGUUUGCCACGGUCAUUGAAGAUCGAAAAACAGGAAGGCUCAUCGCCAGUCGCGAUCACAUGGGGAAGAUUCCCAUGUACAUGGCGAAAGGGAAAGACGGGUCGUUUUGGUUCGCCUCGGAGAUGAAGUGUUUACACGACGACCCCGGGGUGGAGUCGUAUCAGUUGUUUCCUCCCGGUCACGUCUGGGUGAAAGAGAAAAACGAGACAGAAGGGACGAUGACGAGAUGGUACGACGAGAGAUGGAUCACAGACGUGGACUACAUUCCGGAGAAACGAGCGGAUUUAUCAGAGUUGAGAGAAAUCGUCGUCAAAGCGGUGAAAGAUCGAUUGAUGUCGGACGUCCCGUACGCGGUUUUACUCUCCGGAGGGUUGGAUUCGAGUCUGAUCACCUCUAUUGCGGUGAGGAACCGAGCGACUGCGAAAAACACCUACGGGAGCACGGAGAAAGUGCACUCGUUUUCAAUCGGUAUUAAAGGCGCGCCGGAUUUGAAAGCGGCGAGGAAAGUCGCCGAUAGUUUGGGGACCAUUCACCACGAAAUUUAUUUCACGCCAGAGGAAGCGUUGGACGCGUUGCCGGAUGUGGUUUGGCACUUGGAGACGUUCGAACAAGUGCGAGCAUCGGUGCCGAUGUAUUUACUCUCUCGAGCGAUUAAAUCCAUGGGAUUCAAAAUGGUCUUAUCCGGCGAAGGCGCCGACGAAUUAUUCGGCGGGUACUUAUACUUUCACAAGGCGCCGUCGCCGGAGGAGUUUCACAAGGAGUGCGCGAGAAAAACGAGUCGUUUGCACCAGUGGGACGUGGCGAGAGCGAACAAAAUGACCAUGGCCUGGGGCGUGGAAGCGAGGACGCCUCUGUUAUCCAAAGCAGUCGUCGAUUACGCGAUGAACAUGUCCCCGCUGGACAAGAUGAUCGACGUGAAAAAGCUCGAUCAAGACGGUAAAAAAUAUUUAGAAAAGUACAUCUUGAGAAAAGCGUUCGAUACGCCAGAGGAUCCGUAUUUACCGGCGGAAGUUUUAUGGCGUCAAAAAGAACAGUUCUCCGACGGCGUCGGGUACGAUUGGGUGGACGGGUUAAAAGCGCACGCCGAGGAAAAAGUUUCCGACGAAGAGUUUUCCAAGAGAGCCGAACGCUUCCCGCUUUCGCCGCCGACGACGAAAGAGUAUUACUUGUUGAGAUCGAUUUUUGAGGAACACUUCGUGACGGGAUUUGAAAACGGCCAAGACGCGUAUAAGACGGUGCCGUUUGGGAAAUCCAUCGCGUGUUCGACGCCGGAGGCUGUCGCCUGGGAUCCGGAGUGGGAGAAGAGCGUCGGCGACAUCUCCGGCAGAGCCGUCGGGGUGCACGACUCAAGCGAUGGGUUCGAUUUAGGGAAAGAUAGUGCUGUUAGUGCUUCUUCUUCUUCUUCUUCUUCUUCUUCUUCUUCGAGUAGUAGCGGUAGCGGUAGCAGUAGUAACGCAACAACAUCUAGCGCGAGAGCAACGAGUUCGACGGUUACUACCACUACUGUGGCGGCUUUGAACAACAAAAAAAUCGCCGCCGCGAGCAGAAAAGCGCGGCAUUCGCGACGCUUACCCGGAGGAGGCGGGAUUCGAAGAGGUUCUACCAAAGCAAUUGGUUUCAUCUCCCAGGUUCGGUUGGCGACGAACUCUUCUUCGGUUUUUUGCGCGUUUGCGUGA
Bathycoccus prasinos is the source of this 2055-nucleotide messenger RNA. RefSeq names its product asparagine synthetase B. The transcript has a single exon. Gene Ontology annotation, molecular function: asparagine synthase (glutamine-hydrolyzing) activity. Gene Ontology annotation, cellular component: cytosol. The record is from RefSeq and is a predicted model, not a curated record. Bases 1 to 2055 code for a protein of 684 amino acids. Lineage: Eukaryota; Viridiplantae; Chlorophyta; Mamiellophyceae; Mamiellales; Bathycoccaceae.